Molecule: messenger RNA, 789 nt
Organism: Charadrius vociferus (killdeer)
Lineage: Eukaryota; Metazoa; Chordata; Aves; Charadriiformes; Charadriidae
Gene: DNAJB5
Product: DnaJ (Hsp40) homolog, subfamily B, member 5
Exons: 2
Biological process (GO): negative regulation of transcription by RNA polymerase II
Cellular component (GO): cytosol
Molecular function (GO): protein-folding chaperone binding
Source: RefSeq, a predicted model, not a curated record
AACGCCGAGGAGAAGUUCAAGGAGAUCGCGGAGGCUUACGACGUCCUGAGCGACCCCAAGAAACGAGCCGUUUACGACCAGUAUGGGGAGGAAGGUCUCAAAACUGGAGGUGGCUCCUCAGGUGGCUCAGGGAACACUUUCCACUACACCUUCCACGGAGACCCCCAUGCCACCUUCGCAUCCUUCUUUGGAGGCUCCAACCCUUUUGACAUCUUCUUUGCUAGCAGCCGCUCCCGGAUGUUCAAUGGCUUUGACCAGGAAGACAUGGAUAUCGAUGACGAUGACGACCCUUUCAGUGCCUUCGGUCGGUUUGGCUUCAAUGGCAUUAACGGAGUUCACCGGCGGCACCAAGAGUCCCUGCACACACGGAGGAAGGUCCAAGACCCACCUGUCAUCCAUGAGCUCAAGGUGUCCCUGGAAGAGAUCUACCACGGUUCCACCAAGAGGAUGAAGAUCACCCGCAGAAGGCUCAAUGCUGAUGGCCGGACCAUGUGGACUGAGGACAAGAUCCUAAACAUUGUCAUUAAACGGGGUUGGAAGGAGGGAACCAAAAUCACGUUCCCCAAAGAAGGGGAUGCCACCCCAGACAACAUCCCUGCCGACAUCGUCUUCAUCCUCAAGGACAAGCCUCACUCGCACUUCAAGAGGGAUGGGACGAAUGUGGUCUACACGGCAAACAUCAGUCUUAAAGAGGUGGGUAUGGGUGGGAAAUCCCACGGGGUGGGAGGUGGCACUGGGUCAUGGUGCUUGGGGCCAAGACGGGAGUCAGUCCUUGUCCUGCGCCAAUGA